This is a messenger RNA of Zymoseptoria tritici IPO323, 2289 nucleotides long. RefSeq lists its product as uncharacterized. Bases 1 to 2289 code for a protein of 762 amino acids. Lineage: Eukaryota; Fungi; Ascomycota; Dothideomycetes; Mycosphaerellales; Mycosphaerellaceae. The transcript is spliced from 2 exons. Gene Ontology annotation, molecular function: long-chain-alcohol oxidase activity; FAD binding. The record is from RefSeq and is a predicted model, not a curated record.
AUGUCCAUCCAAUCCGUGGCGGUCGAGCAGACCAAGACGCCUCUUCCUCCAGCUCCCGAGGGUGUUCUGAACACUGCACAAUGGAGCAUCUUCUCCGCCAUCGCCACUACAAUCGUUCCGUCCAUCGCUCAGUCCGCCCAGGGCAACAGACUGCUGCAACUGCCGGUGCGUAAGGAGCUCUACAACCCGGCCGUUAGCCGCAUUGCGAAUCUGUGCCCGGAGAACGAUGCUGGACUCAUCACGGCAUAUCUUGGUGAGAGCGCCACAACCUCUCCACAGUUCCAGGAGCAUGUCUUUCGGUUGAUCAACAAUCACAUGAGCGAAACUGAUCGAAAUGGAUUACUCUUCAUCUUGAACGCUCUCAACACACGAGCCGGCUCUCUCCUCUUGACCGGCCACGCGACGACAAUUGAUUGCUUGCCGAUUCGAGACCGCGAACAGAUCAUCCUCGGAUGGGCCCGCUCUCGUAUUCCGCUAUUGCGCGGACUCCACCGGUCGUUGACUUCCCUAUCCCGAGCAUACUGGAUGAGAACGUCGUCGACACUUCCACGCCUACUUGCUCACCCCAACACUCCCAUCGAUGCCGCUCUGCCGAAUGCCGGGUUUGAGUUCCGCUUCAUCCAGAUCCCACCCUCCGCUCCUGAGGAUGUCGAAGUCAUCGAGACGGAUGUGGUGAUAGUAGGUUCAGGAUGUGGUGGUGCUGUUGUCGCAAAGAUUUUGGCUGAGGCCGGCCUCAGGGUCAUCGUGGUGGAGAAAUCCUACUACUGGUCGCCAGAGUACCUCCCCAUGACUGAAGCAGAUGCGCCAUAUCUCCUCUUCGGCAACGGCGGUGGACACAUUUCCAACGAUUCAACCAUGACCGUCGUGCCCGGUCAAACCUGGGGAGGCGGCGGUGUAGUCAACUGGAGUGCCUCCCUCCAACCACAAGGUUUCGUCCGCAGGGAGUGGUCCGAGAAAUUCGGCCUCAAGCACUUCACCACCUCCGCCUUCCAAGCCGACCUCGACGCCGUCUGCGAGCGCAUGGGCGUCGGCCUGACCAACGUCAAACACAACAAAGCCAACACAGUCCUGAUGGAAGGCGCCCGCAAACUGGGCUGGUCCGCGAAACCCGUCCCUCAAAACACCGGCGGCGAACUCCACCCAGACGGCUACUGCACACGAGGCUGUCGCUCCUGCGGCAAAAAGGGCCCCACCGUGACCUUCCUCCCCGACGCCGCCAAGUGCGGCGCCCGCUUCAUCGAAGGCUUCGACGUGCAAGAAAUCCUCUUCGGCGCCACCAACCCCGACGGCACAAAGCAGACAACCGGCAUAAAAGGAAUCUGGACCUCCCGUGACGGCCACGGCGGCGUCGCCGGUCCAGACGUCACCCGUCGCCAACUCAUCAUCAACGCCCGCCGCACCAUCAUCUCCGGCGGCAGCGUCUACACUCCCAUCCUGCUCUCCCGCUCCGGUCUCAAAAACCGGCACAUCGGCCGCCACCUCCGCCUCCACCCGGUCGCGAUGCUCGGCGCCGUCUGGGACGAGGACGUCCGUCCCUGGGAAGGCGCCAUCCUCACUUCCGUAUGCAACGAAUUCGAAAACCUCGACGGAGAAGGCUACGGCGCGAAACUCGAAGCCACGACGAUGAUGCCCUCUUCUUUCCUCCCCUUAUUCCCCUGGACGGGAGGUCUCCAAUUCAAAGAAUUCACCGCCAAAAUGCGUCGCAUGACGGGCUACAUCGCCCUCGCUCGCGAUCGCUAUGGAGGCCGCGUCUUCCCGGAUCCGAAGGAACCCGGCCGAGCGAUCAUCCAGUACCAUCCGAGCAAGUACGACAAACAACAUAUCCUCGCCGGUCUGGUCGGAUUAGCGGAGAUCAUGUACGUCGAAGGCGCGCGCGAAAUCUUCGCCACGAUUCCUGGGUUGGAACCUUUUGUCCGCCCGUCUUCCGACGCAGCUGCCAAUAUCUCGGUCCACUCCACCGCUUCCCCGUCCGUGUCCGACGAAGCAUUCCAAUCCUGGUUGCACAAGUUGAAGACGAUCGGUUUUCCGUACCCAGACACGGGUUUCAUCUCCGCGCAUCAGAUGGGUUCUUGCCGCAUGGGUAGCUCGAAGCAUAACUCGGUGGUGGAUGGCAAGGGCAAGGUGUGGGGUGCUGAGGGGUUGUAUGUCGCGGAUGCGAGUGUGUUUCCAAGUGCGAGUGGUGUGAACCCGAUGAUUACGGUUAUGGGGAUUGCGAGGGGGAUUGCAAGGGGGAUUGUGGAGGAGGAGGGGUUGGUGUUGGGUGGUGGAGAGGGGAGGGCGAGGUUGUAG